UGGACUUGGCCAUUUAUAAAAAGGUUGUCGUUUUAUACACGUAAUACGUAAUCCUAAGAGCUUGUGUAAUCGAAUAGUCGCCUUUCAGCUUAUAAUGCAAAAGAGCAAUAUGAUUAACGCUUUGAUCGACGGCAAAGUUUGUGAAUACUUGCGAAACGAUCGAUCGUGCGGGAUUACUUUUACCGAUAUCAAAGAACUCAUGAUUAGUUCAUGGGAUCCGGCCGAACUGAAACACUAUUGGAAAGCUUGGCAUAAUUAUACCAGUUAUGAUAUAAAAAAUCAGUACUUAAAAUUUAUCGGACAUCUCAACAACAUGGCUAAGCUGAAUAAUGUUUCAGAUGUAAUCGCAUAUCACGCUAAGCCUUAUUAUACUGAAUGUCCAGUAAAUUUUAACCGGAUUUACGAAAACAUUAAACCGCUGUACUUGCAAUUGUAUACUUACGUCCGCAAAUUACUCAGAAACAAAUUCGGACCAAACACUGUAGCCGCCAAAGGCCCUAUCCCCGUGCAUUUAUUGGGUUCUGUGUUAGGUCAGCCUUGGACUAAUUUAAUACAUUCCAUGCCGGACGAAUUCGUACCGGACAAAAAUGAUAAGAUGGACAUUAAGACGCCUAAACGGCUGUUCGACCAAGCCAACGGGUUUUAUUCGUCGAUCGGCAUGGGAAAUCUACCUAAAUCCGUGUGGGCUCGGUCAUUAUUCAAAAAAUCCGAUGAGUUUGUCGACUGCCAACCGUCGUCCUGGGAUAUUUACAAAGACAACGAUUUCAGGAUCAAAAUUUGCUGUAAAGGAGGUGCUGAAGACGUAUACAAGUUCCACGCCCAAAUAGGGUUGGUGCAUUAUUUCAUGGCGUACAAGAAACAACCGAUAGUGUACCAACGACCGGCCGACACUGUGUUUUCGGAGAGUUUGAUUAACGCCCUGGUGUUAUCCGUGCGGUAUCAAGACUUUAUUGACAGGCAUUCGGACAGCCAGGACAGUAGACACAAAUUUCUGUUGCAGAUGGCACUAAAAAAAGUGUCGAUCCUGCCAUUUGCCUACGCCAGCGAUCUUUGGCACACUGGAGUGUUCAAGAGGACAUUCGCGCCCAAGCACAUGAACGAUUUUUGGUGGAGCAAAAGACUCAAAUACGAAGGCGUUUCGUCACCCAUAGCCAAGGGUAAAGAUAAAUCGGCCAACAGCAAUUACAAGCCGUUCGAUCCGAGCGCUUCGUAUAGCGUUUUGACAGAACUGCCACAAAUAAAGUACUUUUUGCAGCCAAUUAUAGAAUUCCAGAUAUUCAAAGCAUUAUGCAUAGCUUGCGGUGAGUAUGAUCCUAAGCACGCCGACACAAAACAGCUGUACGAAUGCAAUUUGAGAGGGUACAAAAAAAUCGCCAAAAUAAUAAAACCAGUGAUGUCAAAGGGUGCGUCGGUCAAAUGGCAAAGCCUGUUGGAAACUAUAGUUGGCCAUUCUCGAUUGGACGCAAAUCCUAUGUUAGAGUACUUCCGUACUCUUUACGAUCAUUUAUGGACGGUCAACAAUCAAACAAAUGAAUUUCUAGGAUGGAAAACGAAUGCUACCUAAACGCUGAUUAUUCGUCGACGUAGUGUAUUGUAUAACAGGCUGCCAAUAUUAAUUGUAAUAAGCCUAUCAAUGUUUGUAAAUUGUAAUAAUUUUCUAUCAUAAUACCAUUUUUCAAUUGUGUAAAAUUCUAUGUAAUUUUCUAGC
Molecule: messenger RNA, 1708 nt
Organism: Adelges cooleyi (spruce gall adelgid)
Lineage: Eukaryota; Metazoa; Arthropoda; Insecta; Hemiptera; Adelgidae
Product: angiotensin-converting enzyme-like
Exons: 10
Coding region: 95-1564 (489 amino acids)
Biological process (GO): proteolysis
Cellular component (GO): plasma membrane
Molecular function (GO): metallopeptidase activity; peptidyl-dipeptidase activity
Source: RefSeq, a predicted model, not a curated record